Molecule: messenger RNA, 1040 nt
Organism: Python bivittatus (Burmese python)
Lineage: Eukaryota; Metazoa; Chordata; Lepidosauria; Squamata; Pythonidae
Gene: OCIAD1
Product: OCIA domain containing 1
Cellular component (GO): endosome
Source: RefSeq, a predicted model, not a curated record
CGUGCGUCCUACCUAGUGCCCUUCCGGUUUCUGAGCCGGAGUUCCGGUCGCUGGGCUUUUUGCCCUGUUACCUGGGACCCCCUGCGUAGGAGCGCCAGGUGUUUCCCCCCCCGGUGUCUCUGCCCCAUAGACCGACCUAUGGAAUCGCCUGGUCAGCCGCGAGGCCCUGGGUCCCACGGUCCCAUCGACGGGAUCACUGGCAAGGACUGAUAAUGAUUGCUCUCAUUCGGACCCAGAAGGGAAGAAAGAACAUGCGGAGUUAGUACAAGCUAGAUAAAUCAUAUGAACUCACAGCAGAAGAAUACAGAGUAAGCCAAGAAUGCAUGAGAGAGAGCUUCUUAUACAGAUGUUUGCCUUUUUCAAGUUUUGCCAUAGCGCUCACUCAUAUAUUAAUUCGUAAAGGAAUUAUUACACCUCAUCCAAAGUUUGGCGCUGUACCAAAAAUGGCAUUUGCAGGCAUCUGUGGAUGGUUUGCUGGGAAGAUAUCUUAUAUAAAUGUAUGCAAAGAGAAGUUUAUGAACCUAGAGGAUUCACCACUGGGAGAAAUUAUGAAGAAUGAAUUACAACUUAGAAAACAACACUCAGAACCUUCAAGAAGACCCUCCUCCCCUGAAAGGGCUCCAGCGACAGAUGUGCCAGAGUCUCCAAGCUUUUAUGAAACAAUCCCAUUUAGCUCUUCCAUGAAUGAGUCUGCUCCAAGUGGAAUUACAGACAGCAUCCCUCAAGAGCCUGAACGUGUGGAAGAAGCUCCGAAAAAGAAAAGAAUCACAUAUGAAGAACUUAGGAGCAGAAACAGAGAAGGAUAUGAGGCAGGAGUAAUGCAGAAAUCUGCAUCUCCAGCAGCCCCAGCCCCAGUAAAGGAGAAAGCCAAGGUUAAUAAGUAUGGAGAUGUUUGGGAAGAGUGAAAAUUUUGCACUUCUUCAAGACCUGUCUUUGGUCCGUUAUUUCAGCUUAAUCACUGUUGGUCAAAUAGCUGAAUGUUCUACUGUCAAAUGGAGAUAUAAUACAUCUACAAUAAAGAUAUAUUUGUUUCCCUUUUU